AUGGCUCCAAGUCCUACCAGUGUUGAAGCGGAUUCCCUCAUUCGAGCUCUGGAAGAAGAGGAGCAGUAUGGCGUUGCCCCUGAAGCGCCUAACAUUCCCACGGAGAUUGUGCCCCGCCAGCGACACCAUGAUGACGAUACUUGUGUUUCUUCUGUCACAGAUGGUCUAAUCGACGCCGAUCUCUUUAUGGGACGCAUGUAUCCGACUCUGAAUCUCGUCCCGGAAGAAGAGGAAUCGCAGCAAGACGAGGAAUCACCACCUGUACAAAAACUGGCAGAUGCCAAAGAUCAAGCGCCCAUCAUCAAAGAGCAGCAACUGCUACUACUCGAUAAGGCCAUCCUUCCUGUGCCCAAAGUGGCAGAAGAUGUCAUCCAAGAGCAAGCGCUCCAAAUCCAUGAACAAGCACGCCAACUUAAAGAGCAGCAAAAGCUCCUCAACAAUAUCCUGAACGAUAAGGUCGCUGGUGCCCAACCAAAUACCGCUGUCGUAGCCCCUGAAGCGGUCACGUGGAACAAUGGAAAUGUCAAAGAGCAAGCGCUGCAAGACAAAGAGCAGCAAGUGCUCUUCAACGAUAUGGCCACCCUUGCAAAUGGAUCUGCCUCUGCCGUGGCCCCUGGAGCUGUCGCCGUCAAUGGAAAUGGUGUGCCAAACUACGAAACGGAAAAGAUAAUGAAGGAUGACGAGCGCAAGGCUCCAAAAGAAGAAGAAGCAGACGAGCUUACCGGUUCUUCAACGUCCAUGUCCAGGUCUUCCCCCAGCAGCGAUGGUGACCCCGCAGAAGGGAGUCCAGCACCCGACUCCCCCCACCAGGCGUUUCUAGAUGAAGCGGCUGAAGAAGUCCAGUCGAUACCUCCGUUAACAUUGAAUGGGGCAAACCUCGACUCACGUCCAGGCGCGUAUAUGGCAGCAGCCGGAGGCAAUUUGCGACGUACCGAUGCUCUCGAUUAUGACCUGCUUGGUGGGACCACAGUGUCACACCCAGGCAAUCCGGUGUUUCCCUGGAAGGUUUAG
Molecule: messenger RNA, 1011 nt
Organism: Seminavis robusta
Lineage: Eukaryota; Bacillariophyta; Bacillariophyceae; Naviculales; Naviculaceae
Source: the annotation of a GenBank genome assembly